Messenger RNA from Macadamia integrifolia, 2466 nucleotides. Its product is annotated as G-type lectin S-receptor-like serine/threonine-protein kinase LECRK3. Gene Ontology annotation, molecular function: protein serine/threonine kinase activity; ATP binding. Bases 1 to 2388 code for a protein of 795 amino acids. The record is from RefSeq and is a predicted model, not a curated record. Lineage: Eukaryota; Viridiplantae; Streptophyta; Magnoliopsida; Proteales; Proteaceae. The transcript has a single exon. Gene Ontology annotation, biological process: recognition of pollen; protein phosphorylation.
AUGGCUGCCGCUGCUACCUUUGUGUUUCUACUACUCCUCUCUGCACUUUACGCUUCUGCAGUAAUAGCAGCUCAACAAAUUAGAUCAUCCAACAUUAGCUUAGGCUCCUCUCUUUCUCCUUCUUCCACCAAUUCUUCAUGGCUUUCUCCUUCUGGUCGAUUUGCUUUUGGAUUCUAUCCACAAGGAAAUGGGUUUGCCAUUGGAAUUUGGUUUGCCCAAAUACCUCAACAUACUGUGGUAUGGACAUCAAACCGAGACGAUCCACCUUUGUCUAGCAACGUUACUUUGAACCUUACUAGUGAUGGUAGCUUGGUGUUGCAAGUCACACAACAAGACCAACCAAAAUCUAUUGCAGACGAUUCUCAGUCAGCUUCUUGGGCUUCCAUGCUUGACACCGGCAAUUUCGUUCUAUAUAAUUCAACCGCAAUGAUCUUUUGGCAAAGUUUUGAUCAGGUCCCAACCGACACCAUUCUUCCAGGUCAACAACUACACGCAGGGCAGGAGUUGAUCUCUGGUUUAUCAGAAACCGACCACUCCACUGGAAAUUUUAGGCUCAAGAUGCAGUAUGAUGGCAACAUUGUUCAAUAUCCCAUUAACACUCAAGAUGCACCCCAGAAUGCUUAUUGGGGAUCAACUACCAAUGUACAAGACAACCUUACAUUAAAUCUUGAUGCUGAUGGAGGAUACUUGUAUUUUCUCACUAGCAAUGGUUCCACUCGAUGGAAUGAAUCUUCCAGAGGAAAUACUCCCAUCAACAAAAACGGUUUUUACCGCAUGACGAUCGAUAUUGAUGGGAUCUUUAGAGUCUAUUCUCUUAAUGUGGAUCAGAGGAAGAGUAGCUGGUCCAUCAACUGGGAAUCAUCGAAAGAUAAGUGCGAACCCAAGGGCAUUUGCGGCGUGAACUCAUUUUGUACUAUCAGGGAUCAGGGGACUAUAUGCAACUGUAUUCCUAGUUUCAACUUCAUUGAUGAGAGUCGCCAAAGUUUGGGUUGCCAGCCAAAGUUUGAAGUUGAUCAGGGUUGCGGAAAUGAAACACAGAACAGCAACUCUAUGUAUACGUUGGAGAACGCUUCUUGGGAAGAUGGUCAAUAUUCAGUUUUAUCAUCUCUAAUUGAAGAAGAAUGCAAAAAUGCUUGCUUGGCUGACACUAACUGUGAAGCUGCAACGUUUAAAGGCCAGGAAUGCAUUAAACAGAAGUUCCCAUUGAGAUACAGAAGAAGAAUAAUGGAUGAAUCUACCACCACCAUCUUAACUUUUGUUAAAGUUAGGACUCAGAUGAGUUGUAGCCCCACCCCUCCAAGUGAUCAUGGGGCGGUAACAAAAGAAAGCAAGGGAGGAGCAAAUGAAGGUAUCUUAAUUACCAGUCUUUCAUUUAAUGCUUGUGCGUUUAUGGUAUUUUUUGGUUUUCUUGUUCAUCGGUAUCAUGUUAGGGCAUAUACAAAGAUCCCAGAACAUCCAAACAUAGGAUUAGUUGAGGAGAUCGGACUUCGAUCAUUUACAUUUGAUGAGCUUGAGAAAGUUACAAAAGGUUUCAAAGAAGUGGUGGGUAAAGGAGCUUUCAGCACAGUUUUUAAAGGAACCUUGCCAAAUGACGAGAGGAUCGUAGCUGUCAAGAGACUAGAUAAAUUGUUUGAAGAAAGUGAGAGAGAAUUUCAGACUGAGAUAAGAGUAAUUGCAAAAACCCAUCACAGAAACCUAGUAAAAUUGAUUGGUUAUUGUUGUGAUGGUCCAAAUAGGCUUCUGGUGUAUGAGUACAUGAGCAAUGGAACACUUGCAGACUUCCUCUUCAAUUCGGAAAGAACACUAUGUUGGCAUGAAAGGGUGAAUAUUGCUCUCAACAUAGCUAGAGGAAUCCUCUACCUACAUGAAGAGUGUGACAACCAGAUCAUCCACUGUGACAUAAAGCCUCAAAACAUCCUCAUGGAUGAAUACGGAUGUCCAAAGAUUGCUGAUUUUGGAUUGUCAAAGCUGUUAAAGAUGGACCAAACUAAGACUCAGACUGGGAUCAGAGGGACAAGAGGGUAUGUUGCACCUGAGUGGUGGCACCGGAAUUUGCGGGUAACAGUGAAAGCAGAUGUUUACAGUUAUGGGAUCGUGUUUUUGGAGAUAAUAUGCCGUAGAAGGGGAAUCGAUGUGAAUGUUCCAGAGGAAGAAACCGUCCUCACAAAUUGGGUCUACGACUGUUUUGAGACUAAUGAGCUUGGUAAGCUGUUGGUUGACGAAGAUGUGGAAGAAAAAGGAUUAGAUAGGAUGAUUAGGGUGGCAAUUUGGUGUCUCCAAGAUGAUCCCUCGCUUCGACCCUCCAUGAAGAAGGUGGUCUUGAUGUUAGAAGGGACCAUAGAUGUUCCGAUUCCUCCUAGUCCCACUUAUUUCCUCAAUGCAAUGUAACUGAUUCAGAUUUCGUGAUAUCUUAUUGAAGCCUAGUUUGUCACCUAUUAUAUUCUAUAUACGCUAUUUGUUUUGUGA